UUGAGUCCUAAACUAACCAUGCAUGCAAACAAACACAAAUCAACCAAAAUCAAGUUAAGCAAUUCAAUCAUGGAUAAAGAAGGAUCAAGAGGAAGCGUCAAGGACGACGGUGGACAUGUUAAGUAUCGAGGCGUCCGAUGCCGUCCAUGGGGGAAAUUUGCGGCGGAGAUUCGUGACUCAACAAGACAAGGUCAAAGGAUGUGGUUGGGAACUUUCAACACUGCUGAAGAAGCCGCUAGAGCUUAUGAUAGAGCUGCUUAUUCUAUGAGAGGUUCAUUUGCAAUUCUUAAUUUCCCUAAUGAAUACCCUAUGUCGGUUAAUGCAGCAGGUUCUAGUGCCACUUCUGCUUCAUCUUCUUCCUCUUCGAGUCAUGCAAAUGUGGAAGGCAGAGGAAGACAAGUGUUUGAGUUUGAGUAUUUGGAUGAUAAGUUGUUGGAUGAGCUUCUUGAUUUUGAAAAGAAAAAUAAUAAGGGACCUUGAUAAGCUAAUAUACUAGCUACUAUUAUGUAAUGUUAUUCAUUAAGAUAAUGUUUACUAGUUUUAUAAACUAGUAACUAUGCGCAUGUGUGUAAUUCACCAAAUUAAUUAAAUGAUAGGGUGAUUUAAAGUGAGUCUAUAUCAUAACUAUGUUUAUGAAUAUUGGUGCAAAUAUUCAUGUAACUUUGAACUAUUAUAGUGCAUUCAUUCAAGUAGUUAAGGGCUUGUCUGCAUGUGUACUGGCCAUGUCCUUGUUAAAUUAUUGAAAUUUGUGUUUUUAGAUCAAGCAUUGUCCUCCUUCUUCA
Messenger RNA from Cicer arietinum (chickpea), 782 nucleotides. Its product is annotated as ethylene-responsive transcription factor ERF096. Lineage: Eukaryota; Viridiplantae; Streptophyta; Magnoliopsida; Fabales; Fabaceae. Gene Ontology annotation, biological process: regulation of DNA-templated transcription; ethylene-activated signaling pathway. The record is from RefSeq and is a predicted model, not a curated record. Gene Ontology annotation, molecular function: DNA-binding transcription factor activity; DNA binding.